CAACACUCUCACGCAGGAACACCAUCUGGCGACUAGCCAGUGCGUGCCUCAUGAACUUCGGCAACGGAAUGAACGACAGUGCGCCCGGUGCCCUAAUUCCGUAUAUUGAGGAAGACUACGAAAUUGGCUACGCCGUUAUCUGAAGAUAUCCUCUAUUGAUUGGCUUGGGGGCUUCUGCUCUCACAUAGGUGGACUAGAAGUAAAACCUCUACCCAGUACCCAUGUACCAAAUAUACAUCCCCCCUUUUACCCCCGCUGUUGUCACGUGCUUUCGGCAGUAACACUCUUAUACUCCGCACUCCUCAUCCGUCAUUCGGUGUCAUUUCUCUUCGUUCAAAUCAACCCUUUCUCGUCCCACUCCAUCAUGUUCUACAGUCCACAUUUCUUAGCCAUUUGCCUCUACACCUUUCCAACAUCAUCAUGCCUUCGCGUUGGUUUGCUCGCAGUGAGAUCGAACCCGGAACCAUCAUACAGCUGAAAAGACACCAAUGGGUUAUUCUCCAGACGCUAAACGAACACGAAUUCCAGACCCUCCCAGAGGAUUUGCGGGGCAGUCCUGAGUCAUCUGUGACCUGCACUCUCCUGCGUUGCGAGAGAGUUGGGCCAGAUCAUCCAGUCCAGGGCUAUAUGCGAAUCUACAAACAGAUUCCCAUCGCGGGGACUGAAGCUGAGCCCGUCAGUACACGAGCCCAACAAGCAGGAUCCUGUUGCCCGCUCGAGCUAGAGGCACUCCGUGUUUUGACACGGAAGCAGAAACAGUUGCCUAUUACCCCACGCCUACUGGACACUAAAGAAGACAAGCAAGACGACACUGGCUUUGUUCCCGGCGGAUUUAUUACCUGGCUUGUCUGGGAAGUGGUACCAGGGAUUCGCCUCGGCAAUCCUUGCGGCGCCGCAGCAUUCUGGGCCCUGGAUAUUAGCGAGCGAGAUGCUAUCCGUGAGGCUUUCAGAGAAGGCAUUAUGAAACUCUACCGGUGGGGGUACUACCCUCUUCAUGGCAAUGGUCGAAACCUCGUGUGGGACGCUGAAACAUCCACUCUCUAUUUUGUCGGAUUCUUUUUGGCCGGCAAGUUUAACACAAGGCCGGUCUGGUCUCCAGGAAAAUGGGCUGCUUGGGGCCUUGCUAGAGCCCCCGACAACUGCCACUACUAUCUACCCACUUGGGACAGAUCUACGGAGGGUUGGGAGUGGUAAAUCAAUCUUGUUGUUAGGGUUGUUCAGGAGACUGCUCAUAUUAAAACCAUACUUUCCUGCAAGCGAUGGGUGGCCCCUUAUCAUAGCUCAAAUACCACAUACAUUGGC
This is a messenger RNA of Aspergillus ibericus CBS 121593, 1302 nucleotides long. RefSeq lists its product as uncharacterized. The coding region runs from base 421 to 1194 and encodes 257 amino acids. The record is from RefSeq and is a predicted model, not a curated record. The transcript has 3 exons. NCBI's taxonomy places the organism in Eukaryota, Fungi, Ascomycota, Eurotiomycetes, Eurotiales, Aspergillaceae.